AGCUGUGCAGCGAAGACUCCCAAGUCAAACUGCGCUCUUUGGGUUACUAAAUAGGUAAUCUAGAUACCCACAAGAUGGAUAUGAAGAAGAGAAUUUAUCUGGAAUUGCGGAACCGAACGCCAUCAGAUGUGAAAGAACUUGUACUCGACAACUGUAGGUCAAACGAAGGCAAAAUCGAAGGUCUCACGGAUGAAUUUGAGGAACUGGAAUUUUUAAGCACAAUCAACGUAGGCUUAACUUCAGUCGCAAAUUUGCCGAAGCUAAACAAACUCAAAAAGCUCGAACUCAGUGAUAACAGAAUCUCAGGUGGUCUGGAGGUACUUGCAGAGAAAUGCCCAAAUCUCACCCAUCUCAACCUCAGUGGCAACAAAAUCAAAGACCUCAGCACAAUUGAGCCCCUGAAAAAAUUAGAGAGUCUGAAAAGUUUAGACUUGUUCAACUGUGAGGUGACCAACCUGAAUGAUUACAGAGAAAAUGUAUUCAAGCUGCUCCCUCAGUUGACGUAUCUUGAUGGCUAUGACAAAGAAGACAAGGAGGCUCCAGACUCUGAUGCAGAGGCCUAUCCAGAAGGACUAGAUGAUGAGGAUGAAGACGAUGAUGAGGUAGAGGAGGAGGAGUAUGAUGAAGAUGCUGCCCCAGGUGAUGAUGAUGAAGAAGAAGAAGGAGAUGAGGAGGAGGAAGAGGGGGAGGAGGAGGAAGAGGACGACAUCAGUGGAGAGGAGGAGGAAGAAGAAGAGUUGAACGAUGGUGAGGUUGAGGAUGAAGAUGACUAUGAAGAAGAAAGAGGGCAGAAAAGGAAAAGGGAGCUGGAUGAAGAAGGCGAGGAGGAUGACUGAACCUGCUCUCUCUCUCUCUCUCUCUCUCUCUCUCUCUCUCUCUGGGCCCUCAUGUGAUCUGACUGUUUUAACCCUGUAUUUCUAUGUCCAGUUGUCAUAUUGCGGUGGUGUGGGGGCGGAUUAAAAUGGUAGGGGAUGGGGUUAGCAUAAAAGUGAGGAUACAGUCUAAAUAUUUGUUUUGUUUUUGUACUUUUGGUUUAAUUCCCUUCAUUUACUCCAGAAAACCUCUACAAAUCUCUGGCAACACAGUAGUGAAAAUUUCUUAUUGCUGAAGAAGAAAAAGACUAGUAUACUCUUUGUAAAUUUUAUUUUCUUCUUCUGUACUGUUGAUGCCUAAUUGCUUAUACAGAUCGCUGGUGAUGACUUAUGUAUUUAAAAGAAAAAAAAAAAAAAAAAACCAAAAACCUUUUAAAGUGCAUGUCUGACUCUAUUUUAAAGUUGACUAAUGGAUUUCAAGAGAGCAUUUUCUUACCCACUUUUUUUUAAUUAUGUCAUUUGUUUGUGUACAUUGCAUUUAUGUGGUGUUGUUGUCAUCAUGUGAGAUUCUGUUUAGGUAUGGAGAAUACAUCAUAACGUCUGCCUGGACAGACACAGUUUGGCCUCUCAAUGUGAUUUUUAGUUUUAUUUUAUUUUUUAAUGUUUAGAAUGAAAUGUCUGCCCUUGUCAGAUGACCUCCCUACUAUGUGGAUAGUUCAGAAGUUUCGUGUUCUUUGUAAAUAAUGACCAAAUAUAUUUUUUUCUAUUCCCUUUGAUAAUGGCAGACAUUUUCCACAGGUAAUCUCAGUUGUAACCAUUAACUGUAAUAAAAUGAAUGAAAACACAA
Molecule: messenger RNA, 1659 nt
Organism: Chanos chanos (milkfish)
Lineage: Eukaryota; Metazoa; Chordata; Actinopteri; Gonorynchiformes; Chanidae
Gene: anp32a
Product: acidic (leucine-rich) nuclear phosphoprotein 32 family, member A
Exons: 7
Coding region: 75-836 (253 amino acids)
Biological process (GO): regulation of apoptotic process
Cellular component (GO): nucleus
Molecular function (GO): histone binding
Source: RefSeq, a predicted model, not a curated record